UUUUAACAAACCAAAGAAGAAUUUGUAGUGAUCUCUUACAUCGUGUGAGACAUAUUAUAGCUACUAUGGUUGAGUUUUGGGUCAUCAUAUUAAGUCUCUUCUCAGGACUUACCUUUUCUUGUCUUCUCAUUUGGUAUGUCGAUAGAAACAAACAAGAUUCCCCACACAAUUUGCUCCAUGGAAGCAUGGGGUGGCCCUUUGCUGGGGAGACUCUUGGCUUCCUCAAGCCUCAUACAUCAAACUCCAUGGGAAGCUUCUUACUAGAACAUUGUUCUAGGUAUGGCAAAGUUUUCAAGUCACAUUUGUUUGGUUAUCCCACCAUAGUUUCAUGUGACUUUGAGCUCAACACGUAUGUUCUUCAGAAUGAAGGGAAAUUAUUCCCCGUUGAUUACCCCAAGGUGAUGCAUAACAUCCUGGGGGAUUACUCUUUGCUUAUUGUCAAAGGAGACAUUCACAGGAAGCUAAGAAACACCACUAUCAAUUUUGUCAGUGCAACAAAGUCCGAAUCUAACUUCCUUCACUGGGUGGAAGUGCUUGCACUCUUGAGAAUUAACUCAUGGGAUCCAAUCUCUAAACAAGUUGCUUUCUAUGGAGAAGCUAAAAAGUUUACGAUCAAUGUUAUGGUGAAGCACCUACUGAACAUUAAUCCUGAGGAGCCACUAGCCUCCAAGAUUUUACGAAACUUUGAGAACUACAUCAAGGGUUUUAUUUCAUUGCCAAUAAAUUUUCCAGGGACAGCAUAUUCCAAGGCCUUGAAGGCUAGAAUAAGACUCUCUGCCAUAAUCAAAGACAUUAUAACGGAGAGGCGUAAAUGUAAUAAUGUGAAGGCUAUGGAAGGAGGGGACCUCUUGAAUGUGAUUUUGUCAAAGCAGAACUUAAGUGAUGAAGAGAUGGUGAGUCUUGUGUUGGACCUCUUGUUUGGGGGUUAUGAGACAACUGCAAAACUUCUGUCCUUGAUUGCCUAUUUCCUUGGUGGAGCCCCUAGAGCUUUAGAAACGUUAAGGGAAGAACACCAAGAGAUAAGGAAAAGGAAAAAGGAGGGGGAACCACUUAACUGGGAAGAUUAUAACCAAAUGCAGUUCACUCAAAAUGUGAUGUACGAAGCCAUGCGAUGUGGUAAUGUAGUCAAAUUUUUGCACAGGAAAGCUGUUGAAACUGUCAAAUUCAAAGAUUAUGUGAUACCCGCAGGGUGGAAGGUUCUUCCUGUCUUGUCUUCUGGACAUUUGGAUCCCACUCUUUUUGAAAAUCCUUGGGAGUUCGACCCCUUUCGGUGGAAUAACAAAUCGACAAGCAAGAAAGCUGCACCAUUUGGAGGGGGUCCACGACUAUGUCCAGGGGCUGAUCUAGCAAAAGUGGAAACAUCAUUCUUUCUUCAUCAUCUUGUCCUUAAUUAUAGGUGGAAAAUCAAGUCAGAUGAUCCCCCACUUGCUUUCCCGUUUGUUGAAUUCACCAGAGGGCUGCUUUUGGACCUUGAACCCAUCGCAGCCUCUACUUUUGGGAAACACCUUUGAUUGCGGUUUCUGUUUUA
Molecule: messenger RNA, 1528 nt
Organism: Cajanus cajan (pigeon pea)
Lineage: Eukaryota; Viridiplantae; Streptophyta; Magnoliopsida; Fabales; Fabaceae
Gene: CYP724A1
Product: cytochrome P450, family 724, subfamily A, polypeptide 1
Biological process (GO): brassinosteroid biosynthetic process; brassinosteroid homeostasis; sterol metabolic process
Molecular function (GO): monooxygenase activity; heme binding; iron ion binding
Source: RefSeq, a predicted model, not a curated record